Messenger RNA from Lingula anatina, 1048 nucleotides. Its product is annotated as arylamine N-acetyltransferase 1-like. The record is from RefSeq and is a predicted model, not a curated record. Lineage: Eukaryota; Metazoa; Brachiopoda; Lingulata; Lingulida; Lingulidae.
CGAGGUUAGCUUAGACUUCUAAACUGCAUAUAACUCGAAGCUUACGUAAUAGUCAGGCCAAAGAGACGGAAAGCACCCUACUUCUUAUUCGUGAAAUUGUGAGUGGGAGAUGGACCUGUUAUCUAAAGAAGAAGCUACAACGUUUGUUGAAAAUGUCCUAGGACUCAUUGACAUCCAAAUGAGACUUAAUACAGACAAACUGACUUUUCUGAACGACAUGAUUUAUGAAUAUCACUGCAAAGUUCCAUUUCACAACUUGGAUCUAUUGGCGUUACCAGUUUCUGAGAGGAGAAUACCAAAUUUAGCAGAAUUGAAAGAUAGAGGUCUUUCCGGCAGAGGCGGUCUUUGCUAUCAAAAUAAUACUUUCCUGUAUUUCGUCUUACGAGCUUUAGGCUAUGACGUCACAUUGGCAAAGGGCCACGUAAAAAAUCCGGGGGAUCACGUGCUGUUAGUAGCACAUGAUGUUGUGACGUCAGGUGACAGUUACCUUAUAGAGGCUGCCAUAGGAUACCCAACACUGAGAGCGAUCCUUUUAGAUUUUCAAGUAGAAUCGCCAGUUUACACGUUUUCAUUUUGUACCUUCAAAUACGUCCGCCAAGAUGGCGGAGAGUUUCAUCGAAUGCACAAAGAGGAAAGUGACCUAGAAAAGACCUGGCGGCGCGUGUACAGUUUUAACCCCGCUUAUUGUAUUCUCAAGGAUUUCGAAAGCUCGAUGGUCAUACCGUACACAGACCCAACUUCAGCCUUCCUCAAUUCCUUCAGAGCUGUUCGUUUCCCGAAUGGCAAGCUGCUGGCUAUUAAGAACAACUCAAUAUUGGAAGACAAAAACGGUAAAGUUUUUUCAACUGAGUUCAAAGAUUCUGAAGCCCUAACGAAUGCCUUGUCUCUCCUGUUCCCAAUGCUAAACAGCCCAAAGGAGGUGAUGAAGUCUGCCGUUGAAAUGAUUGAAACAUUUAAAUGCGAGAUUAAACAUAUACAUCCAAUCAUGUCAGGCCCGUAGCCAGCAAUUUCAAAAGGGGGGUUCUUUUUCUGAAAAAGUGGACCUUUU